Molecule: messenger RNA, 2157 nt
Organism: Monopterus albus (swamp eel)
Lineage: Eukaryota; Metazoa; Chordata; Actinopteri; Synbranchiformes; Synbranchidae
Gene: prepl
Product: prolyl endopeptidase like
Exons: 14
Biological process (GO): proteolysis
Cellular component (GO): cytoskeleton; Golgi apparatus
Molecular function (GO): serine-type endopeptidase activity
Source: RefSeq, a predicted model, not a curated record
UUCUCCAACAUACCUGAUCAUUCGGUGGUCUGUGGACAGCACCAUGUGUAUUUCUUUGAAAGAGAUAGCAUCUACAGAACUGACAAGAGACUGAGUGAGCCGGACCCAGAGCAGGUGCUAAAUCUAGGACACGUCUCUAGAGGGAAUGAGAAGGCAGGACUUGAGAAUGAAGCGAGGAAGCAGAUCUUUCAAUGGACCAUCCAGAGAAUACGCCUGUCCCCACAGGAAAAGCAUUUUGCUGCCAUGCUAAAAACUAAUCACAGAGAAGAGCUGAGGUGUGUGGUUGUGAAACUUGAAAGACGAAAUUCCUCUCCUUUGGAUCCCUCCCCCAUCAUACUCACACUAGACAACGUCUUCAGCUUUGAGUGGGCCUCGGAUGAUGUCCUGUUUUACACAACUCUGGAAGGUCAACGCUGCAGCAGAGUAUUUCAUCUGGACCUGACCUCCACUGAUGCCAGGAUACGCUUGGUGUAUGAGGAAACACGGCCUGAUGUGUUUGUGGAGGUUGCCCUUUCCAGAGACCGACAGAUACUGAGCAUCAACUGCAGUAGCAGGACCAGUUCAGAGGUGCUGCUAAUUGACACAACAACAUCCAGUUUAGAGCCUUUCCUGGUUCAGCCACGCCAGCCGGACCUCCUGUACCAUGUGGAGCACUGGAGAAGGUGGCUGAUUAUACUGGCUAAUACAGGGCCUGGACAGGAAUAUCAGGUGGUGCAGGCCCCGCUCUCAGAGCCUUCCAUAGUCUCCUGGAUCUCAUUGUUUGGCCCUGGCCCUGGCACUGCAGUCAAAGACAUGGAUGUGGUCGGGGAUCACUGUGUCUUGGUUGCAAGACUGCCAACCAGCGAACUUGCCCUAAUCGUGGUCCCGUUGACCCAUCCUGAGGAAGCAUACACUGUACAGCUCCCCUCGUGGGUAUGUGCCAUCGAAACCAAGAAACCAGGCUUGGCAGACCAACACGAUGUGUUAGAAUUCCUGAUCUCGUCUCCAGUCCACCCACCUGUGCCCUGCUGUCUGUACCCUGAGGAUAAGCUGCUUUUAGCAGGCUCUGGAAAUGUGUCCUUCACAGAGAACCUGGGCAAUUAUACCAUCACACGCUUAGAUGCCUGCAGCCAAGAUGGUACCUUGGUGCCACUUACACUGUUUCAUGCAGUACCUGUGGAGGGUUUGAGUUCUGCGCCACUGCUGGUCCAUGUCUACGGAGCUUAUGGCAGAGAUCUCAAUAUGGAAUUCUGCCCAGAGAAAAGGCUGCUGCUGGAGCAGGGAUGGGCUCUGGUCUACUGUCACAUCAGAGGUGGAGGGGAGCGGGGUCUGUCCUGGCAAAGACAAGCUCGUGUGGAGGGGAAGCAGAAAGGAGUGGAGGACCUUCAAGCCUGUCUCCAGCACCUCUUCUCCAUAGGAGUCUCCUCUCCUUCACUCACUGCCCUUACAGCCUGCAGUGCUGGGGCUGUGCCAGUGGGAGCAAUGUGCAACAGACACCCACACAUGAUGCGGGCUAUCACACUGCAGGCUCCUUUCUUGGAUGUGCUAGGAACAAUGGAGGAUCCCAGCCUGCCUCUAACUUUGGAGGAUAGAGAGGAAUGGGGGGACCCUGUAGGGAACCCAAAACACAGACUUACCAUCACCUCCUACUGCCCUCUUCAUAACAUUACUCCUCAGCGCUACCCGUCGAUGCUGCUGACAGCCUACAGUGGUGAUGCCAGGGUUCCUCUAGCAGGUGUUCUCAGAUACACUGAACAGCUAAAGAAGGCCAUUCAUACACACUUCACUGUUAAUCCAAAGACAGAAUGUGAACCUGCUCCAAACAUAGUUCUAAAUAUCCAACCUGGAGCAAACCACUCUGGACCAGAGGACUUUGAGCUGAUGCUGGAUGAGGAAUCCCUUAAACUAGCAUUUCUAUACACAGAGCUGGGCCUGGACCCUCCUCGGCCUCCGCGCAAGCGAAAGAGAUAGCGAGGCUAUCGGGAGGCAGUUGGACAUUAAGCUACCAAAAUCCAACCACGACCACUAUAAUGACACAAUUCCAGUAGAAGAGAAGACGACAACAAUGAAUGUAACUGCAAUGGGCCUCUUUAUUAUGACAAAUCUCUUACAGAGGAAACACCAGAUCUUGAUUUAAUUGCUGCUGUGAAACUAAUCACUGAAUACGGCUGUCUGUUU